UACUAAUAAUAAUACUCACCAAUAAUAAGAAGAACUUACAUGCUCUUUCACCUAUCCGUGACUACUGUAUUGAGACAAUAGGCAGGAGGCUGGAGGCAUAAGCAGAGAGACAUUCAAGACAUCAGGUAUGGAGAGCCAACAAGAUAGCAUUUGAAUAGCAUGCUUGCUUUGCCCUGGGCACAAUCCAGGUUUGAACCCAGUCUCCACUGCAUUGAAGGAAACUGAUGCUGUGAUGUUUCUUUCUGUUUCUCUAUCUCUUGUCUCUGUCUUUCUGACAGAAAAAUAUCAGCCUGGAGCAGUGAAGCCCCAGUAAUAACAAAAAGAAAAUUUACACAAGAAAUCAGGUAUUGGGGAUCAGGAGAUAGCUCUUUUGGUAGAGCACAUACUUCAUUGUUCUUAUGGACCCCAAUGGAGUUUCAUCUGUUAGUGAAGGUUAGACAGAUAAGAAAGGUUCUGUCUGAGGAGGCAACUGCCCUCCAGUCUUGUUCUCCUGCCUUAUUGUCUAGGAAAGGUGAAGUCAAAGGUUCCUCCCAGGAAACAAAUCCUAGCAGGGUGGGGACAGGGAGGCCUUGGUGCUGGGCGAGGCACCCAGUGCUUGCACAACCACAGAAGCUUGGAGCCACAGCACUUAGCGGAGGCAGAAGAGCCAGGAUGGUGGAGUUCGCUCCUCUGCAGGUGCCUUGGGAGCGCAGGCUGCAGACCCUCGCAGUCCUGCAGUGGGUCCUCUCUUUCUUGAUCCUGGCCCAGCUGUGCACUGCCAUCUUCAUAGGCCUCCUGUUCACCAGAUUCUGGAUCCUCACCAUCUUCUAUGCCACCUGGUGGUUCCUGGACUGGGAUACACCCAGCCAGUGGCGGCAGACGCAGUGAGAGACCCUUAGGCGCAGCUUCAUCUGGAAAUAUAUGCGGGACUUCUUCCCAUCUCGGUGACUGGUCAAGACUGCUGAGCUGAACCCAUCCCGGAACUAUCUGGCUGGCUUCCACCCACAUGGUGUCCUGGCCUCAGGAGCCUUCAUCAACCUGUGCACAGAAAGCACAGGUUUCUCCUCCAUCUUUCCUGGCAUCCGCCCCCACCUGAUGAUGCUCACCCUGUGGUUCCGCUUCCCCUUCUUCAGGGAUUACCUCAUGUCAGGGGGGCUGGUAACAUCAGACAAGGAAUGUGCUGCUCACAUUCUGAAUAGAAAGGAAGGUGGCAACCUGCUGGUUGUCAUUGUCGGGGGCGCCCAGGAGGCACUGGACGCCAGGCCCGGGGCCUACACGCUGCUUCUCAAGAACCGCAAGGGCUUCGUGAGGCUGGCACUGAUGCACGGGACACCUCUGAUUCCCAUCUUCUCCUUUGGGGAAAACAAUGUGUUUGAUCAGGUUGAAAAUACCCAGGGCUCCUGGCUGCGUUGGGGCCAGAACAGGCUGCAGAAGAUCAUGGGCAUCUCCCUCCCACUCUUCCAUGGCCGUGGCAUCUUCCAGUACAGCUUUGGUCUCAUACCCUACCGCCGACCCAUCACUACUGUGGUGGGAAAGCCCAUCGAGGUGCAGCAGAUAGAAAAUCCCUCAAAGGAGGAGGUGGACCAGCUGCAUCAGCGCUAUAUGGAAGAGUUGUGUAAUCUCUUUGAAGCCCACAAGCUCAACUACAAUGUCCCCCCUGACCAACACCUGGAGUUCUGCUGAGCACAUCCCUAGAGGUGGGGGUGUCCCAUGAGCAGGCUGGCUUCAGGGAGCCCAGUGAGGAGGUGCUGGGGUCUGAGAAGGCUUCCUGGAAUUUAUCUCCAGGCUUCUGCCAUGUCAAUCCCCAUUGGGCAAGUGACAGCUGAGGACACAGAGGGGAACCAAACUCUGGGGCUGGUGGUUUGCAAUCCUGCUGUGAUGCCUCCGUGUCCUCCACUCCUUGGUGUGUUUCCCUGUGACAUGGGAGAGAGGGUUUCAAAUGAAAAAUAUCUGAGCACUCUAACCUCAUGUCACUCAGCAUGCAAGGAACCCUGCAAUGCACCAUUACUAAGACUCACCAGGCAGCCCUCUCCUCUCUUUCAAGUUUAGAAGGACAGGAUGUGCCUUGCUUGCCUCCCUGGAUGCCUUCCAAUUUCAGGGCCCUCUACUACAGAGUGGUAGCAAGCAGGGCCCAGGAGAGUCAGGGGAUUAUUUUCUGCCCUUGGCUAUAAAUUAUAGCUCUCCCUCUGAGCCUCAGUUUCCCAUAUUAGCUAAGCAGAAAUGUUGGGUAGCUUCAUAUGGACUGAGAGUAACACAUGAGAUCUCUUACUUGUUCUUCAUUACAACAACCCCUGAUAUUGACACAAGAAUAAAUGGCAAUUUGGUAAA
Erinaceus europaeus (western European hedgehog) is the source of this 2307-nucleotide messenger RNA. It is a transcript of the gene MOGAT2, whose product is annotated as monoacylglycerol O-acyltransferase 2. The transcript is spliced from 6 exons. Gene Ontology annotation, biological process: triglyceride biosynthetic process; diacylglycerol biosynthetic process. Lineage: Eukaryota; Metazoa; Chordata; Mammalia; Eulipotyphla; Erinaceidae. The record is from RefSeq and is a predicted model, not a curated record. Gene Ontology annotation, molecular function: diacylglycerol O-acyltransferase activity; 2-acylglycerol O-acyltransferase activity. Gene Ontology annotation, cellular component: endoplasmic reticulum membrane.